UGUCCUCAGUGAGGCUUGAGCGGCCCGGACGAGACUGAAGUCCCUGGGGCCUUCAAGGUCACCCCGGACGCCCCCUCGCUGACUCUCCAAGAGCCUCUCGUCCCUUCUCUGCCCCCUCCAGCUCCCGGCCGGAGUCUCAGCAUGGCGGACGAGAGCGGCGAUGCUGCUGGGGCACCCCAACCCGCUCCCAUGCGACGGCGCUCUUCCGCCAACUACCGCGCCUACGCCACGGAGCCGCACGCCAAGAAAAAGUCGAAGAUCUCCGCCUCGAGAAAACUGCAGCUGAAGACCCUGAUGCUGCAGAUAGGGAAGCAGGAGCUGGAGCGCGAGGCAGAGGAGCGGCGCGGGGAGAAGGGCCGCGCUCUGAGCACGCGGUGCCAGCCCCUGGAAGUGGCCGGGCUGAGCUUCGAGGAGCUGCAGGACUUGUGCCGGCAGCUCCAUGCCCGGAUAGACAAAGUGGACGAGGAGAGAUACGAUGUGGAGGCAAAAGUCACCAAGAACAUCACGGAGAUCGCAGAUCUGACCCAGAAGAUCCUUGACCUCCGGGGCAAGUUCAAGCGGCCCACGCUGCGGCGGGUGCGGAUCUCGGCGGAUGCCAUGAUGCAGGCGCUGCUGGGGACCAAGGCUAAGGAGUCCUUGGACCUGCGGGCCCACCUGAAGCAGGUGAAGAAGGAGGACACGGAGAAGGAAAACCGGGAGGUGGGAGACUGGCGCAAGAACAUCGAUCUGCUGAGCGGCAUGGAGGGCCGCAAGAAGAAGUUUGAGGGCUGAGCCUCCCGCGCACCCUGAGGAAUAAAGCUGUGUCUGAGCUGGGA
This is a messenger RNA of Myotis myotis, 815 nucleotides long. RefSeq names its product troponin I3, cardiac type (gene TNNI3). Lineage: Eukaryota; Metazoa; Chordata; Mammalia; Chiroptera; Vespertilionidae. Gene Ontology annotation, cellular component: troponin complex. The record is from RefSeq and is a predicted model, not a curated record. Gene Ontology annotation, biological process: muscle contraction. Bases 142 to 771 code for a protein of 209 amino acids. The transcript is spliced from 8 exons.